AUGACACCCAGCUCGAAUCUGUCGCUGGCCACCAAUCUGCGCAACGCGUCCGUGCUCUUCUCCGAUCUGUGUCUGUACCAAUCGGCCAAAUGGUGCAUAGAAGCAUUGGACGGGCUGCAGCUUGAUCCACAGAACCCAGACUCUCUGGCACAGGCCCGUAUGGACUUCUACAGCCAGCUAGGCACCGAGACAGACAAGUAUCUGCUAGGAAAAAUGUACUUUGACACCAAGGAAUACGACCGGUGUGCCUACCACCUCAAGGACUGCAAGGGAAGCAUCCCCAACUUUCUGCGUCUGUACGCCCAGUACAUGGCCGGCGAAAAACGACGUGAAGAGGAGGGACAGGGCGUGCUGGCCAGCACUGACGGCGUGACUACCAACAACCAGCUCGUCAGCAUCAUCCAGGAGUGCACAAAGCUGCUGGCUCGAUUCCCACAGGACCCCUACCUUCUGUACCUUUACGGAGUGGUCAUGUCGAAGCAAAAUAACUACAAAGAGGCGAUCGAGGUGCUGGUUCGGUCCCUGGUGAUCCAACCAUACAACUGGAGCUGCUGGAUGGAGAUUCUCACUUGCAUGUCGCAUAUCGACGGACUAGACAGCAUUGUCAAACGACUGCCCAAACAGCUGGUCACCACAAAGAUGUUCAUUGUCGUGUGUCACCAGGUUUUCUGUCAGCCGCUUGAUCUUGUCCAAAAUUUCAUUGAGGAGCUGGAAACCAUCUUCCCGCAAUUCCACUACCUGACGAUCCAAAAGGCGCUGCUCAAUUACCACAACCUUGGAUACGCAGAAGCCGAACAGAUUUUCGACCAUGUCAUCAACCUGGACCCCCACCGACUCGACGACAUGGAUGCGUACUCUAACAUUCUGUACGUAAUGGAGAAGCGGUCGAAGCUGUCGUUUUUGGCCCAGUUAGCAUCCUGUACUGACAAGUUCAGACCAGAAACAUGCUGCAUCAUCGCCAACUACUACUCGCUGCGAACCGACCACGAAAAGGCAAUCACCUACUACCGACGGGCAUUGACGCUCAACCGAAACUGUCUCUCUGCGUGGACUCUGAUGGGCCAUGAGUUUGUGGAGCUCAAAAACUCACAUGCGGCUAUCGAGUCGUACAGACGGGCUGUGGACACGAAUCAGAACGAUUACCGUGCAUGGUAUGGUCUGGGACAGGCCUAUGAGGUGCUGGAUAUGCAUUAUUACUCGCUGUACUACUACCAGCGAGCCACAGCUCUCAAGCCUAUGGAUCCUCGAAUGUGGCAGGCUCUGAGUAACUGUUUUGAGAAGCUCAAACGAUACGAUGAGGCUAUCAAGGGCUACAAGCGGUCCCUGGCGGUUCAGGACAAUGAUCCCACCGUAUUCUAUCGUAUCGCUGCUCUUUACGAAAAGACUGGCGAUCAGCGCAUGGCUUCCAAGUACAUGGAGGCGUGUCUGGGCACGGAGUUGGCUGAAGGAGUGACUGACGAGACUGCAAAGGCGCGAAUCUGGCUGGCUCGAUACGAGUUCGAUCAGGGAAACUUCUCUAGCGCGUUACGGUACGCCAUGGAGUACACUCAUGGAAGUCCACAGGAUUUGGAGGAGGCCAGAGCGAUAGUCAAGACUAUUCAGGAGCGGGAGGCAGCGUGA
Molecule: messenger RNA, 1620 nt
Organism: Yarrowia lipolytica CLIB122
Lineage: Eukaryota; Fungi; Ascomycota; Dipodascomycetes; Dipodascales
Biological process (GO): cell division; anaphase-promoting complex-dependent catabolic process; protein ubiquitination
Cellular component (GO): anaphase-promoting complex
Molecular function (GO): protein binding
Source: RefSeq, a predicted model, not a curated record